This is a messenger RNA of Hirsutella rhossiliensis, 1413 nucleotides long. RefSeq names its product kinase. The record is from RefSeq and is a predicted model, not a curated record. Gene Ontology annotation, biological process: protein phosphorylation; mitotic DNA damage checkpoint signaling. Gene Ontology annotation, molecular function: ATP binding; protein serine/threonine kinase activity. Bases 1 to 1413 code for a protein of 470 amino acids. Lineage: Eukaryota; Fungi; Ascomycota; Sordariomycetes; Hypocreales; Ophiocordycipitaceae. Gene Ontology annotation, cellular component: nucleus. The transcript has 3 exons.
AUGACGACUGCCGAGUCCUUUGAGAUCCACGAGGAUGCUCGCACCGAGGAGACGGUCGUCAUGGCCGACGACGAAGCAGCCUCCGCGGGUUCCGAGGAGCCGCGGCCUGACGACGACGACGACAACCAAGGCGAGGCAACCGAGACACAAGAGAUGGAGGCCGACGAGGAGCAGCAGGGCUCCGAGGACGACCGGGUCGAGAGCAGCGUUCAGGCCGACAUGGACAGGCUGCAAAGAGACUACCCUGGGUUCAAGGAAAAAUAUCGCUUAAUCAAGCGCAUUGGCGAAGGUACCUUUUCCACCGUCUUCAAGGCUGAGGAUCUUCACUACAGCCGCUACGACAACAGCUGGGACAUGCAAGAUGGCUCGUCCAAGUGGACGCCCCCGCCCCUCGGGAAGCACCAUCAUGCCCAUCGCUCUCCGCGGCGGCGCCCCCGAUACGUCGCCAUCAAGAAAAUCUACGUCACGUCGAGCCCGGCGCGGAUCCUCAACGAGCUCGAACUGCUACACGACCUCCGCCAGUGCCCGUCCGUCUGCCCGCUCAUCACCGCCUUUCGCCAUACGGACCAGGUCGUCGCCAUCCUGCCCUACUUUCGCCACGGCGACUUCCGCUCCUACUUCCGCGACAUGACCAUCCCGGACAUUGCCAUCUACCUGCGCGCGCUCUUUACCGCCCUGCGCAGUGUCCACGCAAACAAGAUCCUGCAUCGCGACAUCAAGCCCACAAACUUCCUCUACGACCCGGCCACACAGCACGGCGUCCUCGUCGACUUUGGCCUGGCCGAGCGCGAGGGCUCCGACUGCAAGCCGUGCCUGUGCCACGAGCCCCGCGAGGUCCGCAAGCUGCGCCAGUCAAACUCGACCUGGGCCCAGUCGACGGCCACCCCGCAGCCCGGCUACCCCAAGUCGGACACGCGGCCCUCGCGCCGCGCCAACCGCGCCGGUACCAGGGGCUUCCGUGCCCCCGAGGUGCUCUUCAAGUGCACCGAGCAGACGACGGCCAUUGACAUCUGGUCCGUCGGCGUUAUCCUCCUCACCAUCCUGUCCAAGCGCUUCCCCUUUUUCAACUCGGCCGACGAUGUCGAGGCCAUGAUUGAGAUUGCCACCAUCUUCGGCGCCAAGCGCAUGAAGGCCGCGGGGCUCCUCCACGGCUGCGUCUUCGACACAAACAUCCCCACCGUCGGCCAGCAGGGCUUCACCAUGGAGAAGAUUAUCCUCUGGAGCACCUGCCGCACCGACGACAAGCCCCUGACGGCCGACGAGAAGCUCGCCGUCCGCUUCCUGGAGCGCUGCAUGGAGCUCGACCCGUCGCGGCGUAUCACGGCCGAGCAGGCGCUGCAGCACGACUUUUUGCGCGCUGCCCAGCUCCAAGAGCUGGCCGACGAGGACGAGGUGGACAUGUUGGAGGCGUAG